AUGGAAACUGUUGACGAACAUCUAGUAAUUAGCUCUACUAUAGAUGAUGUCAAAACGCAAUUCCACGAAGUAAAGCCGACCGACAUCGCUGAUUCGAAUGUAUGUCACAAGUCCAAUGGAGUUGACUCUACUUCAAGUGUAGAAAUUAUAGUUGAAUCAGUAGAAGAAAACAAUAUUUUAGACCCUGAGCCUAAAGAUGUAGUUCUUGAGAAAUCGGAAGAGGAAAUUCCUGAAUCUGGAGAUAACGACUCUGAACCUGCAAGUAAAGGUAAUAUUGGAAUUACAGAUUCUUCCAAAAUAAUUGACAAUUCCGGUUCAGAAGAAUCUAUGGGCCUUGCAGUUUUUGGUGAACAGUCUAAAGAAAAACCAGUCAUUUAUACUGUUGAAAUUAUAAAUGAGGUUUCAAGUAAAGACAUUGAUAGUAAUAUUGAACAACCUCGUGUUACUACUGAAACUACUGUACAAUCUCUGGAUUGUAAAAAUGUUGAAAAUGAAGUACUCACAUCAGUGGGUGAGGUAGUAGACCAUGAGGACAAGGUGAAUAGUGGAUCUUUAGGUUUAAGUUCCAACACAGAAUUGUGUAAUGUAGAAUAUUCAACAUUAAUUAAUGAAGGUGUUCAUUUUGAAACUGAGGUAUUAAUAGAAAAGAAUGAUAAUGAUGUGAAUGAAAAUGUUGUUCAAACAGAAAUAUGUUGCAAUGAAACUGUUUCUGAAAGGCAUAAUAGUAUUUUAAGUGAAUUGGAAGAGAAUAUUGAGUUAAGUGAAGUUCUUCAAUCAUCUGAUGUCAAUGAUACUUCAGAAAAUAAUAAUUCUACUGCCAAAGUAGAAGUAUUUAAUAAGGAAGAAUUGUUAGAUAUAUUAGAAGGUAAAGAUGUACCCGAUCUGCAAACUGAAGAAAUUGUGAAAGAGAACACUGAAAUAAUGAGUUCAGACCAGGAAGUUCAGCAAGCAUUAAAGCAAAUUACAAUGCUUAAAAAAAUUAGGAAACGGAGAACACCAAGAAAUGAACAACAAAUAUACAUAAAACAGUUAAACAAACCUGUCAAAGAAAAUUUUGAAAACAAAGAGGAUGGUAUAAAAACUGAGGUAGAUGCUGUGAUAAAACGUAAUACACCAAAAAGUAAGGAAAAAGAUAAUUUAAAAACAUCAAUUGAAAAUCUAAAAGAUACAAAAAGUGAACUCGUUGUUCUGCCAAAACGAAGUGCAACAAAAAAUAAGGAAAAAGAAAAGUUAAUCGAAAAUGUUGCUGUAUUGAAAGAAGAACCCAAAAAUGAAGAGACAGUUGAAUCUCUACCAGAAAAGGAUAAAAAUAUUGUCAAUGAAUUAGUUAUGGAUUGGGAUGAUGAUGAACAAACUGAAACUAACAGUAUAGCUCCAAAGGCUGAAAAAGGUGACUUAGUUAAUGAGAAAGAAACUGUGGUGGAAAACAUUGAAAAUAAUGUAGAGCAAACUAGUCAAUCACCUGUUGAUUGUUUAGUAAGUGAAGAACAGCAGCAUAAUAAGAGUAUUGAAGAUUGUACUGGCAAAAGAAGAUUGUCUCGUGUUAUAAAGAAAAAGGUUAUUUAUGAUCCUGAUAACCCUGACACAUUUACUAAAAGCAAAACACCUUUAAAAACUCUCUCUGGCAAAGAACAACCAUCUCUAAAAAAGAGUAAACUUGAAACUCCUAUAUUACAACAGAGGAAGUCAAGAAGCCCAUCAUCAAAACUUCAAUGGAAAAAACCUAGUCCAAGAAACAGCAAGCAGCACAAAAGAUUAUCUGAAGUGGAUAAGUUGCUAAUGGAUGAGGGUGCAGUGAAUAUGAUUUACCAAUUAACUCCUGAAGCCUCUAAAGGUAGAAAAAAUGUAAAAACCAAAGCAGAAUUUAUAAAAAAAUUACAAAGCUCAACUCCUGAUGGAAAGGAAAUGAAGUUCAGAGAAAGAAAAAAGGAGUUGAAAUAUGAAGACGGUGAAGCAAAAAAGCUUUCAGGUGGUAAACAUAGACCUUCACUAAGUAAUUCAGUUAAAUCUCCUUCAGCUAGUGAUGAUUUUGAGACUCACAGUGCCGAUGACUCAAUUAUUUAUCGUCGGCAUUCCUCAAGUUCAUAUUCAAGUAGCUGCAUGAGUCCCCGUCGUCUGAGUGAUGUGGAAGGCUCUCAAAAUGCUAAACAAACAAAAUUAGAGGCACAAACUCUGAAUAACACAAAAAUGAAUGAGUCACAAGAUCAGUCUCAAGAAUCGACAUUUUUAUCUGAUGCAAACUUAACUUUAAUAGAAGAAAAAAGUGACCUAAUUAACAAAGAAGACUGUCUUUCUUUAAAAGAAAAGCUUAAUACAAAGUUGUCUCUUGCUCUAAAUAAAAGGAAACGUGAGAGUUCGACAUUGGAGAAACCAACUAAACAGAAAAAACUAAAACCAGAAGCUACCAACUUAAGUGAAAAAGAAAAUUCUAAUGUGUUUAAAUUUGUAUCGGUAAAAAUAGAGCAACAUUUGGCAGAAAUUUGUCUGAAAAAAACAGGACUAAAGGAUAGCAUUGAGGUUUUCAAUGAAAUAAAAAAGGCAUUGUUAUGUAUAGAUGAAAACCCAGAUAUUGCAGUGACUUUGCUCUCCUCACAAUGUGGAACUCUCUGCUCUAGUCUAGACUUGAGCAUACUUUUAGAUGACAAUAGUGAAAUCAGGCACAAAUAUGCAUACACUCUUGCAGAAUCUGUAAGGUCGCUGUUUUCUGCUGCCAGUGGACACAGCAAGCUCCUUUGUUGUGGCGUAUGGGGCGCUUGCUCUGGGCCGGCAGUGUCACUAGUGUCUUUAUGUGACUUGGCCUUAGCGUCCGAAUGCGCCACUUUCGCGCUGGCCGUACCCGCCGCACCCCCAUUGCCUGGCGCAGCUGCUAUUGUUGCGCCACAUCGCGGCCUACCGCAGUCAGUGGUGAGUAAUUUGGUGGUCCUCGGUCGUCGUAUAUCAGCGUCAGAGGCACUGCAGGGCGGACUUAUUAGUCGCACUCUGUGGCCAGACAGGUUUGACGAACAAGUCAGGAACAUUGUAAGGGACAUCGCCCUGGAACCACCAAACAACUGCUGCAACCUGAAAUCCGAGUUCGGUUCUCUUAUCGCACAGAUGCUAGUUUCUUGGUUCCUUCUAAAGUUAGUCCUGGAUCUUGAAACAUUAAUAACAUGGUGCAUUACUAUGCUGAGAAAGGCUUUGGUUUGCAUCUUGAUGUUCAGUAAUGAUGAUGCUUUGAAUGCCUGA
This is a messenger RNA of Pieris macdunnoughi, 3225 nucleotides long. The record is from the annotation of a GenBank genome assembly. Lineage: Eukaryota; Metazoa; Arthropoda; Insecta; Lepidoptera; Pieridae.